Trichomonas vaginalis G3 is the source of this 715-nucleotide messenger RNA. RefSeq names its product organellar and viral DNA polymerase type B. The transcript has a single exon. The record is from RefSeq and is a predicted model, not a curated record. NCBI's taxonomy places the organism in Eukaryota, Parabasalia, Trichomonadida, Trichomonadidae. The annotation marks the transcript as partial.
AUGAUUUCAACAAUCGGCACAACAGCAAUACAAGCCGCGAACGGCGGGACUCUGUCCACAACUACAGCACCAAACUCUUUAGUCAUGAAUCCAACAUCUAUGUUAGUAGAGAUGAAAAGCUUCAUUCCUUCUUCAUAUACUUUUGAAACAGAAAUCCAGAAGAUAAAGCAAGAACUUUUAACAAGUAAUUUAGACUGUAGUGCGAAAGAUGAAACAAAUGAACAGUAUCUUUAUGAAAUGCAGGACAUUAUUGACCAUUUACCUAAACUACCUGAAAUCCAACAACAAAAACUAACUAUUCCUGAAUUCGACGAAAUUGAAGUCAAAACAACUGACUCAGUAGAAAUAAAGAAGUUCAUUCGUAAGGUAAACUAUGAAUUCCUUGGUUUUCAUUGCAACCAUAAAGUUAUGGACAAAGAUUGCGACAUGGUUUAUAAGAAUGUUUCUGACAUAUAUAAAUCUGAAGAAUUUAAGACCUACGAUAACUUUGUUUCAUUAGUUGCUGAAUGUGUUUGGGAAAUAAGAGAUAAAGAUAGAAGAGGCAAAGUAUGGAACGAACAACUAAGACCCGCUAUGUUUGAGAUGAAGAGAGCAAUUGACGCCUUAGUUGUUCUAGCAGGUCAAAUUUCAAUGUAUAACGCAAAAAUGAACCCACAAUGUUCUAAAUGUAAAGCAGCAAUGAGGAGAUAUAACUACUCCGUCAAAGAGAUAGAAA